UUCUUUAACAGUUUUUCUAAUUGAAUUCGAAAAUAAUAACAAAAUUAACUAAGUAGCUAAAUAUUAGAUAAAAAAUAAAUAUAGAUUUGUUCCAAAGUUUAAUUUAUUGAAAAUUCUUAUAACCUAAAAGCAGUGGUCUGUAAAUUUUUUAAAGAUGGGAUGCAACACUAGUAAAGACAGUGUUCAACCGGCAUCAGAGGAAGCAAAGGAGGAUGUUAAGAAUGGUGUAGAUAUUCCAAAGUCUACAGCAAGUAUCGUUACUUCAACAGAAGACCGACCCGAAGAAAACUCAAAAGAAAACAGUGCAGUUGACUCAACUGAAAACAAUCUAGAAAAAGCAGCUACAAAGAUACAAGCAGUAUUUAGAGGACAUCACAUCAGAAAGAGUAUGAAAGGAACAGAAGCUACAUCUCUGCAAAAACAGAACAAGGGAGAAGAGAGUGAACCCACGAAGGAACAACUACAAGAUGAAUUUCGAGCGGAUGACGUCGAUUUGUGUAAUGCAGCAACAAAGAUCCAAGCAUCGUUUCGUGGACACAUGUCAAGAAAAGACCAAGCCAUUUCAACAGUCGUGAAAGCUACUGAAGAUGCUAUAGGGAAUGUAUCGUCAAAACUAGAAGAAAAGAUGGAUGACGCAGCUAAUGAAUUAGAAGGAAUUGAUUUGACCGAUCCAGAUCUGCACAAAGCAGCAACUAAAAUUCAAGCGAGUUUCCGAGGCCAUAAAGUUCGCCAAGAAGUAGUUGUAACUGAGACCAAAAAAUAAGGUUACAUAAUAAAUAAAAUGGAGUGAUAACUAGUGAU
Microplitis mediator is the source of this 801-nucleotide messenger RNA. RefSeq lists its product as uncharacterized. Gene Ontology annotation, molecular function: calmodulin binding. The record is from RefSeq and is a predicted model, not a curated record. NCBI's taxonomy places the organism in Eukaryota, Metazoa, Arthropoda, Insecta, Hymenoptera, Braconidae. The coding region runs from base 155 to 763 and encodes 202 amino acids. The transcript has 4 exons.